Mya arenaria is the source of this 3680-nucleotide messenger RNA. Its product is annotated as fibrinogen C domain-containing protein 1-A-like. Bases 438 to 1607 code for a protein of 389 amino acids. The transcript is spliced from 9 exons. NCBI's taxonomy places the organism in Eukaryota, Metazoa, Mollusca, Bivalvia, Myida, Myidae. The record is from RefSeq and is a predicted model, not a curated record.
GAAUCACUUGUAACCUCGUUCGAUAACGAUACAGGGGACGCUGACAGUGGCAGUUCAAGGACCGGGAAUACUGAAGCCAAACUACAUACAGAACCAGAACUAAACGACAUCAAAAACACGCUCACAAUGUAUAAACAUUCCUUUGAAAAACAUAAAAAGGAAUUAAUCGAUGUAAAUUAUGUGGUCAACGACACAUUGUCAGCGUUUCUUUCGAACGCUUCAAAAACUGUUGACACAUUAGUCAACACUGUCAGUGACCAUAUAAGAAACAGCACUGAUAAUAUAUCAGCUUCUUUGGAAAAGAACGUCUAUGCAACACGGGUACAUGUCAAAAACGAAACGGUUCAGCUAGAAAAAAAGUUGAAGAGCUAAUAGGCAGAGCAAAUGAAGUUGUUGGCAUCAUUGAUGAGCAGAGAUCUACAAUAGAAGACGGUAUAAUGGUCACCAUCAGGGGGCUUCACAUUACCUGGAGUGACUGGUCUGCAUGGUCCGACUGUUCUAAGUCAUGUGACAAGGGCAGAAGAAGUAGACACAGGUCAUGUUAUGUUCCUCCCACUUUUACUGAUGGCAUUUGCAAUGGUGAUGAUACAGAAACAGAGGAAUGCGUCAUUCACGAGUUUUGUUCAUAUUUGAGUGAAUGGUCACCAUGGUCCCGAUGUUCCCGAACAUGUAACAAUGGAACAAUGACGAGAAACAGAACAUGCCAUACUCCAGCUUCUCUCACCGCUACUUGCCAAGAAAAUAUAACUGAGAGUCAGACAUGCCUAACGUCAUUGGAAUGUCCAGUGGAUGGUCAAUGGGCUUUGUGGUCGACAUGGAGCAACUGUUCCGUGUUCUGUGGUGACGGCGUGGUGACCCGAAACCGGUCAUGUUCCAAUCCAAGUCCACUUAAUGGAGGGAGAGUGUGCCUGGGACAAGACAUUUUAACAAAACCAUGCAACUGGCGGCCUUGUAUCAAAUAUGACUGCAGCGAUGUGUUAAAACUGGGCUUGUCACGUGGUUCGGGUGUGUACAGAAUCACGCUCUGGAACACGGACACGGAAGUGGAUGUUUACUGCGAUAUGGAUACAGAUGGUGGUGGGUGGACGGUGUUUCAAAGACGCUUGGAUGGGUCUGUUGACUUCAACAGGAGAUUUGUGGAGUACGAGCAGGGUUUUGGCUCACUGGAUGGUGAAUUUUGGAUGGGUCUUGGUCUUCUUCACUCCGUUACAAGCCGGGCUAACAUGACCUUACGUAUGGACGUGAGUUUACCAAAAGGAACUACUGGAUUUGACGAGUACUCGGGGUUUUAUAUUUCUCCACCAGACCAAUACAACUUCAAUGUUGACAGGAGGAUCAACUCAGCAGGAAUGUCCGGUUCCUAUCUUCUCUCCGACAUCGGUGAUGAUAGGGAUUUCAACCAUCAACCGUUUUCAACAUACGAUAGGGACGUGGACAAGUGGUUGUCUGGCAACUGUGCCCGAAACUAUGGAGGAGGCUGGUGGUACAAUUACUGCACGUACAGUAACCUGAAUGCACAGUACAAUAGUGGCGGGUUUUAUUACUAUUCCUUCCAAAGAUACACAACGUUGAAGACGUCAGCUAUGAUGCUACGAUUGAGUAAUUAAGAUUCAACCGCAGUAUUUUAAUACAUUUAAUAAUUGUUUGUUAGUUCAUUUAAAUAGUGUUGCGGAAUCAUGAACUUGAUGCUAUGUUUUAAACACAAUCAACUAUUUUAAGCAUUUAAGGUAAACAUACCCGCCUUUUCCUAACGCUAUGGAAUGUGCAAUUUGAUUUCUAACUCAAACAUGUUCGUGUUUUGUGAAGUUAGUGAUUAGUUCAAAUCAUUUACAUAACUCUUUCAUAGACAGCAAAAGGCAACACGCGGGUAAAUUAUUUGAAUUAUUUUGCCCAAUAUCUCGAGGUGGAGAAAAUUUGCAUCGUUUUUUUAUUAUUUUGGUAGACUUGUUUUAGUUAUCAUUUAAUACAAUUCAUCGGCAGAAUAUUCCUGACUUAUCAGUUUAAUAUCAAAUUGUCUAGGAUAUUGACGAUCUCACUUUAGUAGUCAUUUAAUACGAAAUAGUAAAGGAGUUUUAUAAUUAUCGUAUUAUAUGGCCACGAAGUAAGGUUCUAGUUACAGCAUUAAUAUUUAUUUGCCAAUUUACAGCGCUAUUGAGUACGUAACGUCACUCGGUUUCGAUAUUUAUUACGCUAUUUAUGUAUUGCCGGAUUGAUGUCAUUAUUUAUGGUAUGAACGCAGUUGGGUUGGUUUUAUGUGUGGAGUACGAUGAUGACAUCUAUCACGCAAUUCAUUGCUUAAAUAAAAUACAUUAUUUCGUUAUUUCUUUCAAGAACUGUUGAAAAAAUGCUUCAUUUUAUUUAAGAAAACCUGACAGUAUUUAUUUUAUCUUUUUUGUAAAUAGACCGACUCGACCGUAAGCGGAAACAGAUUACCAUAUAACGUCACAAUAACGCGGAAAAUAUAGAGUACUUCAAAAAUCCUUUCUUAUACGCCAAAAUUGAAACGCUUAUGACAUUAUGUAUUUAUCAUUUCAUCAAUUAACACUUUCUAACACAAGUUUUUCGUGGCCUUCUGGCACUUUACAAACAAUAGCAAGAUAAAGACGAUGAUUCGCAAUCCGAAUAUAUCCAACGUUUAUCGCAAAAUAUUCGCAAUUGGUGCAAGUCACUUCAAUUGAGAAAUGGAAGUAGAGGUGUAAAUAUGUAAUAAUGGUGACAUCAUUUAUUAUAUGAAUAUAGUUACUGGAUACAAUCUUGUACCUAGUUAUGAGAGGGUCCCUUUAUCGAACCUGGAAGCAUACACAUUAUUAUUUUUAUUAUCAAAUUGUUAAUUAUUGUUAUUAUUGUUAUUAUUAUUAUUGUUAAUAUUAAUUGAUAUUUAUUAUUAUUAUUAUUAUUAUUAUUAUUAUUAUUAUUAUUAUUAUUAUUAUUAUUAUUAUUAUUAUUAUUAUUAUAUCAUAAUGUGAAUAGUUAUUUUCCUAAUAUUUGAUCUGUUUGGAUAUACGUUAUAUUAAACUAAGAUGAAAUGUUUUCUGUCACAUUGGGUGUUUUGUUUCUGAAAGUUAUUGAAAAAACUGCUUUUCAUUUCAAAUAAAAUCGACCUUAAUAUAGAAUUCUAAGUCUUUAUGUUCUCUAUAAAGUUGAGGAAUGCUCAUACAUCCAUUAAAGUACCGAGUAUCUUUCUUCAUUUCUAUGGAUCAAAGCAACGAGGUUUUAAGUAACUCUGCAUUUAAUGUGAACUAUGAAUGAUUUAAUAGAUCUAAGUGCCUCAUUAUAUAAUGCCACUUAAGUUGUUAAAUGUCAUUUUGAAUGUUUAAAAGUUCUAACUGCCUCAUUCUAUAAUGACACUGAUGUUGUUAAAUGUCAUUUUGAAUGUUUAAAAGUUCUAACUGCCUCAUUAUAUAAUGCCACUUAAGUUUUUAAAUGUCAUUUUGAAUGUAUAAAAGUUCUAACUACCUCAUUAAAUAAUGUCACUUUAAAUGCUUUAAGGCUUCAUGUGCAUCUUUUAAUGUCACAUUGAAUGUUUUAAGUGCCUCAUUGUUUAAGGUCACUUUGAAUAUUUAAAGGUUCAAAAAGUCUUCUUGUGCAAUGUCACUCAAAACGUUUUAGGGUUCAAAUGCCUCUUAGAAUGUUGUCGCUUUUGCUGUUCAUGCUUUGCUUUUGAUAUAUAUUAAAUGUAU